AUGGGAAACAAACAGACCAUCUUUACUCCACAGCAGCUGGAUGCCUAUCAGGACUGCACAUUUUUUACCAGAAAGGAAAUUUUAAGGCUGUUCCACCGGUACCGAGACCUGGCUCCCCAGCUGGUCCCGCUAGACUACACCAACAAGCCAGAUGUGAAGCUGCCCUACGAGCUGAUUGGCAGCAUGCCCGAGCUGAAGGACAACCCGUUCCGUCAAAGGAUCGCCGAGGUUUUCUCGGAGGACGGCGAAGGGAAUAUGACCCUGGACGAUUUUCUGGACAUGUUCUCUGUGCUGAGUGAGAUGGCACCCAGAGAUCUGAAAGCCUAUUACGCCUUUAAGAUCUAUGACUUCAACAACGAUGACUACAUCUGCAAGUCAGACCUGGAGAAGACGCUGAACAAGCUGACGAGGAAUGAGCUGACGGAGGAGGAGGUGCGCAUGGUGUGUGAGAAGGUGAUCGACGAGGCCGACCUAGACAACGAUGGCCGCCUCUCUCUGGAGGACUUCCAGCACAUGAUCGUCCGUGCCCCUGACUUCCUCAGCACCUUCCACAUAAGGAUUUGA
Megalops cyprinoides (Indo-Pacific tarpon) is the source of this 564-nucleotide messenger RNA. RefSeq names its product calcium and integrin binding family member 3 (gene cib3). Lineage: Eukaryota; Metazoa; Chordata; Actinopteri; Elopiformes; Megalopidae. Gene Ontology annotation, molecular function: calcium ion binding. Bases 1 to 564 code for a protein of 187 amino acids. The transcript is spliced from 6 exons. The record is from RefSeq and is a predicted model, not a curated record.